AUGCAGCUCGCCAAGUCCGAAGCACUGUUCGCCGAAGCCCAGCGCCUGAUGCCCGGUGGCGUCAACAGCCCCGUGCGGUCCUUCCGCGCAGUCACCGGCACGCCGCCGUUCAUCGCGUCUGGUAGCGGCGCCCGCGUCGUCGAUGUGGACGGCAACGAAUACAUCGACUAUCUUGGGUCCUGGGGGCCGCUGGUUCUCGGCCACGCCCACCCGUCGGUGGUGGCGGCCCUGACGCGGGCCGCCCAGAACGGCUCCAGCUUCGGCGCGCCGGUUGAGCAGGAGGUCGACCUGGCCCGGCUGAUCACCGGAGCCUUGCCCAGCAUCGAGUCGCUGCGGCUGGUCAACUCCGGCACAGAGGCCUGCAUGAGCGCCAUCCGGCUGGCCCGGGCCUUUACCGGACGCGACAAGAUCAUCAAGUUCGCCGGCAACUACCACGGCCACGCCGACGGCCUGCUGGUCCGCGCCGGCUCGGGUGGCCUGACUCACGGAAUACCCACCAGCGCCGGGGUUCCCGAGUCCUACGCCAGAGAGACGCUGGUGGCGGAUUUCAACGACCUGGACUCAGUGGAGCAGCUGUUCAACAACUACCCCGGCGCCAUCGCCGGGAUCAUAGUAGAGCCGGUGGCCGGGAACAUGGGCGUGGUGCCACCCGCGCCCGGCUUCCUCGAGGGGCUGCGCCGCGUCACCGCCCACGACGGCGCGAUGCUGAUCUUUGACGAGGUGAUCACCGGCUUUCGAGUCGGCGCAGGGGGAGCACAGGGGCUGUACGGGGUAAUGCCCGACAUCACCACCCUGGGCAAGAUCAUCGGCGGAGGGCUGCCCGUAGGAUGCUACGGUGGGCGGCGGGAGAUCAUGGAACGCGUGGCCCCGCUGGGCGACAUGUACCAGGCGGGGACUCUGUCUGGGAACCCGUUGGCAGUCAGCGCCGGCGUCGCCACGCUGACCGAGCUGCAGAAGCCCGGCGUCUACGAGCAGAUCGACCGGCUGGCUGCCCGCCUCACCGACGGCAUCAGCGCCGCCUUCAGCGCCGCCGAGGUCCCGGGGACGAUCAAUCGAGUCGGCUCCAUGUUCACAGGGUUCUUCAAUCCCGGCCCCGUGGAUUCCCUGGCGCAGGUAGAGCAGUCGGACGCCGCCCAAUACGGCCGCUACUUCCACGCCCUGCUGGAGCGCGGUGUCUACACCGCCCCCUCCCAGUUCGAGGCGGGCUUCGUCUCCACCGCCCACACCGAGGCAGACAUCGACGCCACCAUCGAGCGGGUGCGGGAGGCGCUGGCGGAGUUGGGGUAG
Molecule: messenger RNA, 1287 nt
Organism: Geodia barretti
Lineage: Eukaryota; Metazoa; Porifera; Demospongiae; Tetractinellida; Geodiidae
Source: the annotation of a GenBank genome assembly